Molecule: messenger RNA, 736 nt
Organism: Suillus subalutaceus
Lineage: Eukaryota; Fungi; Basidiomycota; Agaricomycetes; Boletales; Suillaceae
Product: HD domain-containing protein
Exons: 10
Coding region: 1-615 (204 amino acids)
Cellular component (GO): cytoplasm
Molecular function (GO): 5'-deoxynucleotidase activity
Source: RefSeq, a predicted model, not a curated record
AUGGACCAGUCUGAGAUUGCCCCUCCUGCUAAGCGCGUGUUUCCGCCAUUGUAUGUAUCGACCGGUGACGCGUCCAUCGAUAGGCUUGCGUUCUUCCACGUGCUAGAAAGAUUAAAGACUCAAAAGCGCACAGGAUGGGUCGAUAACAAGAUCCCAAAUGCAGAGAGUAUAUCAGACCAUAUGUACCGCAUGGCUAUACUCGCCAUGUGUACGUCUGACAGCAUGCUCGAUGUUUCCAAAUGCGUCAUGAUGGCUGUCGUGCAUGAUCUUGCUGAAGCGCAAGUGGGUGACAUCACGCCUCGAGAAGGUACUUCGAAACAGGAAAAACGGCGCUUAGAAGCGGAAGCGAUGCAUAAUUUUGUGCAUGAUAUGCUCCAUGGCUCUCCAGCAGCGCUGCGAAUCGAAGCCCUCUGGAACGAAUACGAGGAAGGAGAAACGAACGAAGCGAAGUUCGUCAAAGACCUUGAUAGACUGGAGAUGGCGCUGCAAGCACGCGAAUACGAAACGGCGCAUGCACUGGAUCUUCAGCCUUUUUUCGACUCCAGUUUGCCUCAUUUGCGUCAUCCAGAGAUCAAGCGGUGGGGUGAGGAUUUGGCGCGGACUCGCUCGCGCUAGCUGGAUUUGGUUGAUAUAAGGAACAAGGAUUCCCCUUCGGUCGGCUCUACGACAAUACAGUGUUGGCAGUAACCACUCAGGAAAUACUAUAUUAGCAUCGUCUGCAAAUAGACAGUGUCUG